AUGGGUAAUAGAUCUAACAAAGAAGACAAUAUGGCAUUCACACUUCAUAGUUGGUAUAUGUCUCUGUUGACCAGUGUAUGUAUGUUGUUAUGUUGGUACAGUUCACCAUGUGUUCAUGCAGUGCCGAGUAUUACGCUAGAAAACACAGUGAUAGAGAGGGGUUCCCAGCUGUAUCUAGAGUGUUCAUUGAAUGUUACUAGUCCAUAUACAGUAAAUGACUUAGCAUGGUGUUUCAAUGAAAUCAAAAUACCAGAAAAGGAGUAUCAUAUAAAAGACAAUAAGACAUUGCUACUUAUUAUUGAAGAAGCCAAGUUGAGUCAUUCUGGCAACUACUCAUGUAAAAUGAUGUCAGACGAAAGUAAUUAUGCAAAGACACAUGUCAUAGUCGGGUCAAUACCAAAUCCUCCAGAGUCUGUGCAAGUUGUAUCUACUUCCAGUGAAAGCAUUAAAUGGUCUUGGAAGAAGCCAGCGGAUUGGACGGAUGACUACCAUUUAUUCUACAGAGUCCAGUAUUCAAGUGUUGCAUCAUCAUCAUCAUCAUCUCCAUGGCAACAGGACGUGCUUCAGAAGUAUGACGAAACAUCCUAUGAAUUAUCAGAUGGAAAGCCAUAUAUGGAAUAUUAUUUCAAAGUUUCCUGUAUCUCAGGAUUUGCUUAUCCAGAGAUAUCUGGAGAUGAGACUGAAAUAUGGAGUGAAUGGUCUGAUGUCAUAACAGCUAGAACAGAUGAAGCUGCCCCCUCUGGUACAAUUGAGAUUGGGAUAGCACCAGAUGAAGUAGUAAAUGGUGAACAGAGAGCAGUGAAACUUACAUGGAAGCCUCUCAAACCGGAAGAAACAAAUGGUGUAAUCUUGAAAUAUAAUAUAUGGAUAUGGAAACAGAAUGUCACUGAGUUUGGAAUGCAGCACAUAUCUAGGAGAUAUGUACAAUAUUUAGGGUUUAACAUGACAAAAACAACAGGAGAAGAAUACAAAUUUGAUACAGUCGAUUCAGCUACUACAGCCUAUACUAUUGAAGUAACUGUGCCUAAAAGUAGAUUGCAGAUUGUUAUUGUAGUGGUCUUUGUGGUUGCAUCUGUUAUUGGUGUUAUUAUAGCUUUCCUGUUAUUGAGACGGUCUUACCUUAAAAUGAAACGUAGAGGGAUCUUUAAACCUGUACCACAAGUCUCUUUUCCAUUUAAGAUUACACUCAGCAAUGAUAGUGGGUCUGGUAACCAAGGUAACAAAAGACAACAUAGAGAUAUUUGUGAUGAGGAUGAAGGUCUACCAAAUGCAAGAUUAUCAUCUACUGAAAGUGAUGGUAAAGAAGAUGGUAAAGAAGAUGGUGAUGUCAUGAGAAAACAUUGUAAGGACAAACAGACACCACCCUUGGCUGUGGUGCUUCCUCCAAAAUCGCCUGAUGACUACAGUCAGUUAACUAAUAAUGAUAACAUUCAUUUAGCAAAAAUGCCAAGUUGGAAUAAUUCAAAAAUAAAAUCACAAUUACCAAGUCAGCAAGGAUAUUGUAAAAUUUCGGUAGGAGGUGUUGUUAUGGCAACAGCCAUGCAAGCACCGGUAUCUAGAGUACCUAGAACAGUGCAUAUACUGACUCGUCAGAACCACAUUCCUACAUGUGUUGGAGAAUCAGUCAAUGGUGUCCAUGGCAACAAAACAUUAACAUCAUGUCAAGUGACUGCAAAACAAGCUGCAGUACAGAUACAUAACCCAUGCAAUGUAAGCAAAGUGUCAGUCAAUAGAAAUCAAGCAUCAAACAGUGAUGAGGAUCUUGGGUACAGCCAAGUGUCGGCCAAUAGAAAUCAAGCAUCAAACAGUGAUAGGGAUCUUGGGUACAGCCAAGUGUCGGCCAAUAGAAAUCAAGCAUCAAACAGUGAUGAGGAUCUUGGAUACAGCCAAGUGUCGGCCAAUAGAAAUCAAGCAUCAAACAGUGAUGGGGAUCUUGGGUACAGCCAAGUGUCGACCAAUAGAAAUCAAGCAUCAAACAGUGAUGAGGAUCUUGGGUACAGCCAAGUGUCAGCCAAUAGAAAUCAGGCAUCAAACAGUGAUGAGGAUCUUGGAUACAGCCAAGUGUCAGCCAAUAGAAAUCAAGCAUCAAACAGUGAUGAGGAUCUUGGGCAGAGCCAAGUGUCAGCCAAUAGAAAUCAGGCAACAGAUAGUGAUGAGAAUCUUGGGUACAGCCAAGUGUCGACCAAUAGAAAUCAGGCAUCAUACAGUGAUGUCCCCAUCACAACCAAUGACAAUGCUGCAAUUUGCAAUCAAGGUGAUAAUGGGUAUUGUAAAGUUACUCUUAAUGGCCAUCCAGUGAUUCAGGAUGAUUCUUCUAGCAUGUGGAGUGAUAGCAGUGAAAGUACUUACCCACCAGACAGCAUUGAUGGUGAAGAAGUGAUACACCAGUCACCAUAUAGAAUGUCUGGUUAUGUAGAGCAGCAACCAACAACACAAUCCAUAAAUAAUACUGGUGUGAGACAAGAAGCUGCUGGUGAUCAAUCAACAUCACAACACAUACAUGGUUAUGUUGCACAUGACACUACUGGUAGUCAGCCAAUGAACAGACAACAAACAUCACAACCCAUAAAUAUUGGUUAUGUUGCACAUGACACUACUGGUAGUCAGCCAAUGAACAGACAACAAACAUCACAACCCAUAAAUAAUGGUUAUGUUGCACAUGACACUACCGGUAGUCGACCAAUGAACAGACAACAAACAUCACAACCCAUAAAUAAUGGUUAUGUUGCACAUGACACUACUGGUAGUUGGCCAAUGAACAGACAACAAACAUCACAGCCCAUAAAUAAUGGUUAUGUUGCACGCGACACUACCGGUAGUCGGCCAAUGAACAGACAACAAACAUCACAGCCCAUAAAUAAUGGUUAUGUUGCACAUAAUGGCAGUAGCAAUAAGUCAUUGAACAAAUAG
Messenger RNA from Saccoglossus kowalevskii, 2910 nucleotides. RefSeq names its product cell wall protein IFF6-like. The record is from RefSeq and is a predicted model, not a curated record. Lineage: Eukaryota; Metazoa; Hemichordata; Enteropneusta; Harrimaniidae.